This is a messenger RNA of Apis dorsata (giant honeybee), 504 nucleotides long. RefSeq names its product POU domain, class 4, transcription factor 2-like. NCBI's taxonomy places the organism in Eukaryota, Metazoa, Arthropoda, Insecta, Hymenoptera, Apidae. The transcript has 4 exons. Bases 1 to 504 code for a protein of 167 amino acids. The record is from RefSeq and is a predicted model, not a curated record.
AUGUUGGACGCGCGUAAAUGGUGUCGACCGUUUUUGGAGGGGAGGGAGCUGAGGAUUAAACUGCCCGCCUUGUUGCCGCAGAAUCUCGAGAGCGCCCUUCAAGAGAGUUUGCCGGUCGAUCAAGCUAGACGAGGAAGCGGCGGAGGAUUCGGGGGCGGCGGUGGAGGCGGCGGAUUCCGCGGUGGAAAGAAAGGCGGUGGUGGCGGGAUGAUGAUGCUGGCUCUGAUGAUGGGCAAGAUGAUGGCGGCGCUAGGAUUCGGCGCUCUCGGUCUGCUGGCCAUGAAGGCGUUGAUGGUGUCCGCGUUGGCCUUGAUGCUCUCGUUGAUCGUGGCCGUGAAGAAACUGGCGAGCGGGCACGAGAGCGGCGGCGGCCACCACGUGGUGUACGCGCAGGACGUCGGCCACCACCAUUACCGGAAGAAGCGGUCCUCCGUAGGCGAGGAGGACGCGGGCCUUCCUUACAGGGGAUACGCUCACCUGUUCGGCGACUCGAGGGUGUCCUGA